Molecule: messenger RNA, 6147 nt
Organism: Haliotis rufescens (red abalone)
Lineage: Eukaryota; Metazoa; Mollusca; Gastropoda; Lepetellida; Haliotidae
Product: G protein-coupled receptor kinase 5-like
Exons: 16
Coding region: 114-1814 (566 amino acids)
Biological process (GO): protein phosphorylation; regulation of signal transduction; signal transduction
Cellular component (GO): cytoplasm
Molecular function (GO): G protein-coupled receptor kinase activity; ATP binding
Source: RefSeq, a predicted model, not a curated record
AGCAGCCAUCUUUGUUGGUUCCCCACCACACCCAAGCGGUUGGAGCGAGUGACGGACUCGAUAAGGGUCGAUCUUGGACCCUUUUUGGAGCCCUCUGUUAUCUCGCAAGACAGAUGGAACUAGAAAAUAUUGUUGCCAAUACAGUAUAUUUGAAAGCGAGAGAAGGCGGUGGCGGCAAAAGAAAAGGAAAAAGUAAGAAAUGGAAGCAGAUACUGAGAUUCCCCCAUAUAUCACAAUGCAUGGAUAUGAAGACAAAAAUACCUAUGACUUACAAGUAUUUGGUUGAACAACAGCCUAUAGGAAGGGAGUUGUUUCGAUUGUUCUGUGUAAAAAAGCCCGUGUUUGCUAGGAUAAUUUUCUUCCUGGAUUCUGUGAGUGAAUAUGAGUUGGCUCCAGAUGAAAAGAGAAUGGCCUUGGCUGAGAAGAUUCUGACGAAAUACCUCAAGGCAGAGUCCAAUGACUACUUGAGUCAGAUUAACGGGAACCAGAUCCUUGCUGUCAAAGAGGCCAUGGCAGUCAAAAAUUCAAGCAAGGAACUCUUCAGCUCAUGUUCAGGGGUCAUGGAGGAUUACCUGAACUCUGAACCCUUCACAGAAUUUCUGGAGAGCAUGUUUUUCAAACGCUAUUUGCAAUGGAAAUGGUUAGAAAGUCAACCUGUGACCAAGAACACGUUCCGGAUGUAUCGAGUACUUGGUAAGGGUGGGUUUGGCGAGGUGUGCGCAUGCCAGGUGCGGGCCACUGGCAAGAUGUACGCCUGCAAGAAGCUAGAGAAGAAACGAAUCAAGAAGAGGAAGGGGGAACCUAUGGCUCUUAAUGAGAAACAGAUCUUGCAGAAAAUCAACUCUCGUUUUGUGGUUAGUUUAGCCUAUGCAUUUGAGACAAAGGAAGCUCUAUGUCUAGUGUUAACAAUAAUGAAUGGGGGUGACCUCAAGUUCCACAUCCACAAUAUGGGCAACCCAGGCUUCCCCGAGGAACGUGCAUGGUUUUAUGCAGCAGAAAUUACAUGUGGGCUGGCAGACUUACAUAAAGAAAACAUAGUUUAUAGAGAUCUGAAACCAGAAAAUAUAUUAUUAGAUGAUUAUGGUCAUGUAAGAAUAUCAGACUUAGGCUUGGCUGUAGAAAUUCCUGCUGGAGAGUUGAUACGGGGGCGUGUUGGUACGGUGGGAUACAUGGCACCGGAGGUGGUGAAGAACGAGAGGUACACAAUGAGCCCGGACUGGUGGGGCCUAGGAUGCAUAAUAUAUGAAAUGAUAGAGGGCAAGGCGCCAUUCCGGGCGCGGAAGGAGAAAGUGAAGAGAGACGAGGUAGAUCGACGGGUCAAGGAAGACACAGAGACUUACUCCUCUAAGUUCUCAGAAGACUGCCAGGCGGUAUGUCAAGCGUUACUACAAAAGAACCCCACAUGUCGGUUAGGGUGCAACUCAGAGGGAGCAGCUGAAGUGAAGGCUCACACAUUCUUCAAAAAUAUCAACUUCAGAAGGCUAGAGGCUGGGAUGUGUGAGCCCCCGUUUGUACCAGAUCCUCGGGCAGUAUACUGCAAGGAUGUGUUGGACAUAGAACAGUUCUCCACUGUGAAGGGUGUCAACCUAGAUGCCAGUGAUGACACUUUCUACAGCAAGUUCAACACAGGCAGCGUAUCCAUACCAUGGCAGAGUGAGAUGAUAGAGACUGAGUGCUAUAAGGAAUUGAAUCAGUUUGCUUAUGAUGGAGGACCUAGUCCAGAUCUUAUAGAAGACAUGCCACCCCCACCUCCACAACGGGGCUUCUUUGAUAGGUUAUUUCACAGGCGAAGGAACAGAGAUCAUUAUUCUUAAGGGAUUAACCUCUCCAGGGUACAGCCCAAGGCCCAUUACCAUGGAAACAGUAGAGUGUGAUUGACCAUCUUGUGACUCAGUUCUAGAGAUUCUAUUGGAUGGUUGAAGCAGUGGAAAAGUCUUGUGAGGCAGCGGCAAUGCUGCCAUUGUGAGUCAUCCAAUGUCACUAAGUCAGCGUGUCGUGUCGUCAUGGUGACUAAAUAACCACUGCAGGGUAAAUGGUCAGAUCAACUUGCCUCAUAUAGUGUUCACUCAAAAAAAAUACAACUUGGACCUUUUCACUAGAGUGCAAACCUACUGAUAUAUACAUAUAUAUAUGCAUCCGCUUGCCAAAUGACAAUGGGUACAUUAGUGUGAGGUCCAAGAGGUCUUGGAUGUAUCUGCCAGGAAGAUGUAGGACCAGAAUUACAGCUAGCUUGAGGCAGAUCUCCAAGGACUUCUAGGAGGUUGACACCAGUGCACCGGACUUCUCAUUUUGGUGCAGUAGCGUGUUGUUCCAAAUCAAGAAGCUGUUUCUCCCCCAUCCUUCAGCUGACGACAUGCUUGCUCUGUCAGUGAAACAGAUGGUAGUCUCGUGCAGCUUCGUUGGGCUUCUUGGCUGUGUGUCUUCUCCUGUGUUGUUGGUGUCGUCAUCGUUGUCGUCGUCAUCUUGCUGUCCUCACUGUCAGUGUCGGAUCAUUACUGCAUUGCUACCUCAGUCGAGUUCAUCAUGAAAACAACUACAAGAGAUUUGACCAGCAUCCUUGUCACUACCAUCUUCACUCACUCUCUUCCAAGGCAGAUAAUACACAAACUUGGGCUGAAUCCAUGCUCAACAGUAUUAUAAACCAAUUCCAAGGCAGGAGUUACUCCAGAUUAUCUCCCCUUGCUCAGGGUGGGUUAUCUCCCUUGCUCAAGGGCCUCAGUGUUGUAUCCUGCUAAUGGUAGGCUGGUAUCCUACAUCAGCAUAAUACUUACAUGAUCACCUCUAGGAAGACCACAAUAGUGUAUAAAGCAUAGUUAUCUAUGUUAGCUCCUUGCAGGGGCAGUAUCUAUUCGAUUAUGUACCUGUGUGAAUGAGAGUUUGUGUUUGUGUUUGUGUGAAUUUGACAUAUUUCUUUAUGCAGCUCCACUGGAUAUUACUAGGAUUAAAAGUGCUUUGUUUCUGUAGUGACUGCAUUUGUUCGUGUCCUCCUGUUCGGAGAUUUAGAAGGUUGAACCUCAUUAUGUCACAGUUUGUUUUUGUAUAGGGUAAGAUUAUGGGACAAUAGUGUUGAGGGUAUCUCUUGUUAUUUUGUUAUGUCAUGGAAAAUUCAAUCAUGGAACAAAAUUGUUAAACAAACCAGAAAAUCAUGUGAAAAUAUGCAGGAAUUAUUCAAAGUUCCUUGCCUGAAAUUUGUUGAUUUCUCAUAGGUAAUGUGUGUAUGAAAGGGUAAUCAACGUCACAUCAGUGUAUGAAAUUGUUGUGUAGCAAAUGUGAAUGGCAAGAGUUAGAUCUGAGGUAUAUGUGAUGUGUUUCGAUGUGUUUCGAGAGAGUGUUCACCACUAACACCAUCUUCUUACAUCCAGGCUAAUUCCUAUACUGUUCCAAUUACCAACCCAUAUCCUGUGGACAUGAGAUUCUUGUUUGAGAACAAAUCAAAGCUUUGCCAUAUCAAAGAACGGAUGCUCAGAGAAUACUUGCUUGCCCAUUGAAGAUCUCUGUAUCAUUAAGGCUAUCUUUUAGAGGUUACAUUUUAUUUGAAAAAAAUAUGUGAGCCUGUUUUAUCAUGUCCAUUGAAUUUUGACAUUAGAACAGUUUUGAGAUAUCUAUUGAAUAUAUCAGGGAGUAAGUGAUAAAGAUUGGCUAAAUGUAUUUGUUAGUCCCUGGUGCUAUGUAACUGUCAGCUUUAAGUUGUUGAGAACAAAAAUGAGCCUUGAUAACAAAGUGGAUUAUGUAAGUUAGGUGUUCAAUAAAUGCUUGUGAUGCAUCUCUUACAGUGGCCAGUAGAUUUCAAUACAUAUUUGUAUUAAUCAGCUUGGUUGAUCCAAACUGGUGUUCAAAUGGUGACAUAUGGUUAGUCAUCUCCAGAUAAGAUGAAAUCCAAGGGAUUUUUGGAAUAAGUUUUUUUUCUCUAAAUUUGGAAUUCACAGAAACAAAUAAGUUAAAUUACUAACCAUUUGCUGGCAGGCUGCUUAUUGACUUUGUAAUUGCUGUUUAUUAUCCCUUUAUUUUCAUCAAAUCUGGAUUUGACUGUUAGAGGACCAAAUUCAUUUCCUCUUCCGUUGCCUCGGAACAUGGUCCAUGUCUAAUCUGUUUCAUGUUACUUUCUGUAUAGUGUGAAGUGAGUUGAAUUUAAAGUUUCAACUGUGAUGAUUUCCAUUGGAUCAUGGAAUGAUAUGAUAUCCUGCAAUUAUGCAGAUUUUGGUAAAUCAGGUUAAUAUUAUUUAUUUCCAAUGUAACAGGUUUAUACUGCAGGGCUAUUUUUGAAUGACUUACCAGAGAUAUAUAUGGAGUUAGAAUAUCUGAAUAUGAUACUGACUCCUGACCCACAACUUACAGGGAUUUGCCUGUUUACCUACUAUUUCUUACAAAGUAUUUAUUCAACAUUUUAGCAUCUAAUGCAGUAUAUGCUAAAUGAUUUAAAGACAUUGGCAUGACACCUUUUUGAAUUAUUAAUGGCCUCUAAGUUAUCUGUAUUGGCCAUGGAAUGCAAUGGAGAAUCAUUUUGAACAAAUAAAGAUUUUCCUUGUGUGGGGGCCUCUUUAAUUCUUUACAAAUUACAAUGUUUGGCGUAUGAUGAAGCUUUCCUUCCUCCUCUCUCUCUCCCCCUUCCUCCUCUCCCUCUCCCCCUUCCUCUUUCUCUUUCCCCAUAUCCCCCUUCCUCCUCCUCAAAUGCUAUUAUUUCCUUUUGAGAAUUACUGCUGCAGUCGGAUUCUGAUUCAGUGUUAGAUAUUUGCUUCUGAAGAAUGUGACAAACUGCUUCUUAAGUGAAACUCUUUUUGAACUUUUGCUGGAUAUCUUUUUAAAAGGUUUAUGAAUCUGAUGAUCACAUUGUCAGGUUAUUCUUUUCAUAAAGGAUCUUUCAUUCUGUCAUUACUUGAUACUGAAAACUACUUCAGGUUUUCACAGCAGUUGAAGGGUAGUUGAGCGCAUUAUUAGUUUACUUUGCCAAAUUUACUAUAUUUUCUUGAUUGUUUUUCUAUAUAUUUCUAUUUAUAAGAAUUCAUCAUUUAGUCAUGUUCUAGUUAUCCAGUAACUUUCUCUACUUUUCAAAAAGAGGUUAUUUUGUCAUAAAUAUGCUCACAAUAAUACAAUGAGAAAGAUAUGCUGAAUUCUUUUGCUUUUUUUCAGAUAUAUAUUUUUAGGUAUAACCAGUUUAUUCAUUAUUCUAUCUACCAGCUUAUGUGUGAAAGCUGUUGAAUAUUGUUGAAUAUUGAUAACCUAUCUAAUUUUCACAUGGAUUUCCUUUCAAUAGAGAUGCUCUUUAUGAAUAAUAACAUCUUCUCUGACCUAUCAAGGUGAAGUUAGUUUUCUGCUGUUAUUAGAACCUUGGAACAUUUUGAGUAAUAAUGAAUUAAUGAUGUGAAUCUUAUGUCUGAUGUGUUGCUUGCUACCAAAACAUAGAGCCUCCUUCAUAUUUGUGGUAAAAAACUGACCUUGCGAAAAUUGCUGAAUAAGCUUUUUCAUUUUCAUCAAACUUGAUGUUGAGGGUGUUUUUGAUGUUAUGUGUGCAUUUUUACACAAUUGCAAUAGAACAAUUGAGAUUUGGAUCCCUUUUUGACACAUACUGUUACUUGUUAACAUGGUUGUGUUUACUGCAUCUCCUUCAUUAAUCUCAUGAGUUUCUGAUUGGUCUUUGUCUUGACAAGGAAGGAGUAACAUUGUCCGUGUAGCUCAUUUAACCAUUUGUUUCUACAGUGAGAAUUUUUCUUAUUCCAUCUCCACUUUUCUGAAACAAAUGUCCUGGAUAAUUUACUUGAAAAUUAUCAUUUUAAAAUAUAUAAUUAGUAUUUUUCAAAGUGUCUGGCCUCCAGAUCCUGAUAGUGAUAGUUAACAAUAGGGCUAAAUAUGCUUGAAAUCUGUUGAUGUCCUUCAAAAUAUGUGACAGUGUUGGACAAUGUUGGUCAAACAUCCAAAUACCUCGUAGGAGGUGCAUAUUUUUUUCUGACGUAGCACAGGAUAGCUAUUGUGUUUUUACACAUACUUAUAUACUAUCUCAAAGGGUUGAUUGAGGCAGUGACAUUGAAAUCAGGUCAGGGUGAUAGUUGUGAUUUAUGGUAUAGUGGCAAUUUAGAGACAGGAAUGAGGAAGGGGGUAGCAUUAUGUUUAACAUUGUUAAAAAUAGUUCAGUUACAUGACUAUUAGAACUUU